Rhodamnia argentea is the source of this 1443-nucleotide messenger RNA. Its product is annotated as glycosyltransferase BC10-like. Gene Ontology annotation, molecular function: glycosyltransferase activity. Bases 82 to 1332 code for a protein of 416 amino acids. The record is from RefSeq and is a predicted model, not a curated record. The transcript has 2 exons. Lineage: Eukaryota; Viridiplantae; Streptophyta; Magnoliopsida; Myrtales; Myrtaceae. Gene Ontology annotation, cellular component: membrane.
UCAAUAUCUAAGAGGCCAACUCUCUCUCUCUCUCUCUCUCUCUCUCUCUCUCUCUCUCUCUCUCUCUCUCUCAAGUAAACAAUGAAGAAGAAUGAACAGCAACAACCGCCGCCGCCACCGCCACCGCCGUCGAAGCUCACCCGCUUCACCGCCCAUAUGCACUUCCACCACCUCAUCCACUACUUCCUCCUCUUCGCCUCCGGCUUGGCCCUCGGGCUCACCCUCUCCACCUCUCUCAAAAACUUCUCCUCCUUCAACCUAUCCCUCCAACUCAACAACCACAAUCAACUCUCCCCCCAAAACCCCACCUCGCCACCACCGCCUUCGCCGCUGCCUCCUUCGCCGCCUUCCCUCUUCAACCAAACCCCGAUGCGAUGGUGUGGCGCCGUCCUGAGCGACUUCUUGGACCCGCCGGCCGCCCUGCACGGCAUGGACGACAAGGAGCUCCUCUGGAGGGCGUCCAUGGCUCCCAAACGGCCGCAAUACCCUUUCAAGCGCGUCCCCAAGGUCGCCUUCCUGUUCCUGACGAGAGGUCCUCUACCGCUCGCUCCGCUGUGGGAGAUGUUCUUCCGAGGGCAUGAUGGUCUCUUCUCCAUCUACGUCCACUCCCAUCCUACGUUCGACGCCACGGCAGGCAACGGUGAGAGCGAAGGCUCAGUCUUCCACGGCCGGAGAAUUCCUAGCAAGGAGGUCCAGUGGGGCAACUUCAACAUGGUGGAGGCCGAGCGGCGCCUCCUCGCCAACGCGCUGCUCGACAUCUCGAACCAGCGGUUCGUCCUCCUAUCCGAGUCCUGCAUCCCCCUCUUCAACUUCACCACCGUCUACUCCUACCUCGUCGGGUCCUCCAAGUCCUUCGUCGAGGCCUUUGACGAGCCCGGGCCCGUGGGCCGGGGCCGGUACAACCCCCGGAUGCUGCCCGCCAUCCGGAUCAAGCAGUGGCGGAAAGGGUCGCAGUGGUUCGAGAUGGACCGGGACCUGGCGAUCGAGGUGGUCUCGGACACCAAGUACUUCUCCACGUUCAGGAGGUUCUGCAAGGGCUCGUGCUACGCGGACGAGCAUUACCUGCCCACGCUCAUGAGCAUCAAGUAUUGGCAGAGGAACUCGAACCGGAGCUUGACCUGGGUCGACUGGUCGCGGGGCGGGCCCCACCCAGCCCGGUUCAUCCGGGGGCAGGUGACCGUUGAGUUCUUGAAGAGGUUGAGAGGUGAUGGAAGCAGGAAGUGCGAGUACAAUGGGAAGAGCACGACCGUGUGCUUCUUGUUUGCUAGAAAGUUCCUGCCCAAUUCCUUGGUCAGGCUGCUCAGAUUUGCUCCAAAGGUCAUGGAAUUCUGAAAAACUAGGGAAGGAAAAAAAAAAGGAGGAGUUAUAUUCCUUUCAUUGAUUAUUUUGAUGAUGUCUUUUGUCUCGUUUCGCAUUUUUUCAGAAUUGGGAAAAUGACACAAA